This is a messenger RNA of Aspergillus niger, 1380 nucleotides long. RefSeq lists its product as uncharacterized. The transcript is spliced from 4 exons. Bases 1 to 1380 code for a protein of 459 amino acids. The record is from RefSeq and is a predicted model, not a curated record. Gene Ontology annotation, molecular function: FAD binding. Lineage: Eukaryota; Fungi; Ascomycota; Eurotiomycetes; Eurotiales; Aspergillaceae. Gene Ontology annotation, biological process: secondary metabolite biosynthetic process.
AUGUCCCCCUCCAAGAAAGAUUUCCACGUCGCCAUCAUCGGCGGCGGCAUAGCAGGCGUCACGCUAGCCAUUGCGCUCCACCACCGCAACAUCCCCGUAACCAUCUACGAGCAAGCGCACGAAUUCGGCGAAGUAGGCGCCGGCGUCUCCUUCAGCCCCAACGCCGUUCAAGCCAUGAAAUACUGCCACGAGGGCAUCCACAACGCAUUUGAGAAAGUCUGCACGCGAAACCUCUGGCCCACCAAGCAAAAAGUCUGGUUCGAUUAUCUGGACGGAUACAACCACAAGGAGAGCCCCCAAAACGGCCGCCAAAACAUCGAAUUCACCAUCUCCAACAGUCUCGGCCAGAACGGCGUCCACCGUGCGCAUUUCCUCGACGAACUGAUCAAGCUGGUACCCAAGGAGAUCUCUCGCUUCAACAAGCGACUAGAAGAUAUUCACGAGCGGAUCAGCGAUGGCAAGCUGAUUAUGAAGUUCGCCGAUGGAUCCGAGGAUGUUGCGGACUUGGUCAUCGGAUGUGAUGGGAUCAAGUCCCAGGUACGCCAGAUCAUCGUCGGUGCGGAUCAUCCUUCUGCGAAGCCGUCGUAUACUCACAAGUAUGCGUAUCGCGGUCUGGUGCCGAUGGAUAAGGCGGUUGAGGCGAUUGGAGAGGAAUUGGCUUCGAAUUCUUGCAUGCAUAUGGGUCCCGGCGGCCACAUGCUCACCUUCCCUGUGAACGGCGGCAAAACACUUAACAUCGUCGCCUUCCACACUACCACCGACGAAUGGGCCGAGUACCCCAGACUCACCCGCCAGGGUACCCGCGACGAGGUCCUCCGCGACUUUGCUGGCUAUGGACCUAACGUGACCAAUUUGCUUAAGUUGACUGAUCCUCAACUCAGUGUGUGGGCCAUCUUCGACCUAGGCGACCACCCGGUCCCAACAUUCUACAAAGGCCGCGUCGGCAUUUCGGGCGACGCCGCGCACGCCACCUCGCCGCACCACGGCGCCGGCGCCGGCUUCUGUAUCGAGGAUACGGCUGUGCUGGCAACACUGCUGGAAGACGAGCGGGUGCAGACGCACAAGGACCUUCAGGCCGUGCUGGCUGCGUUUGACGAGAACCGUCGCGAGCGGUCUCAGUGGUUGGUGCAGAGUAGUCGGUUCAUUGGUGAUUGCUAUGAGUGGAGGGCUGAUGGGGUGGGGAGCGACUUUAAGAAGAUUGAGGAGGCGAUUAACUAUCGCAAUGGAGUCAUUGCGAAUGUGGAUGUUGGGAAGAUGUGUGAGGAGGCCAAGGGGGUGUUGGGGAGGAAGAUUGAGAAGGCUUCGUUUGGUGAUUGGCUUAGAGGGUUUGUAAUAGUUGUGAUAGUGGUCAUGAGAGAUUAUGGUAUAAUAGGUAUGUAG